Diabrotica virgifera virgifera (western corn rootworm) is the source of this 1230-nucleotide messenger RNA. RefSeq lists its product as uncharacterized. The record is from RefSeq and is a predicted model, not a curated record. The transcript is spliced from 4 exons. NCBI's taxonomy places the organism in Eukaryota, Metazoa, Arthropoda, Insecta, Coleoptera, Chrysomelidae. The coding region runs from base 214 to 1104 and encodes 296 amino acids.
GUUGAACGUUGAACAACAAGUUGGGCGACAUAUUGUAUCGUCUGCCAAACGACGCAGACCGGCUGGUUCAGAAAAGUUAAAAUUUUCAAAAUAAAUUAGAAUAUUGUUGUCUAAAUAUAGCAGAACAUUAUUACAUUGUGUCAGUGGUGUCUCGUGCUAUACCAGAACCAGAACUUCAUCAACAGUUUCCUGUGAUCUAUAAGUAAAAUAGUAAUGGACUUUAAUAGACAGUUUUGGACGGAGCUUAUAGAACUUUAUCGGGAGAAUUCUUGUUUAUGGAAUAGUACAUCUAAAGACUAUACCAAUAAAUGGAAACGUCAAGCAAGUUACGAAAAACUUUUAGAAAAAUUGAAAGCAGUUAACCCAACAGCAACGCUGGAUAAUUUAAAAAAGAAAAUUGGUAAUAUGAGAACAGCUUUUCAAAGAGAGUUUAAAAAGGUUCAAGCUUCCAAAGAAACAGGCACGAACACAGAUGAUGUAUAUGAACCCACACUCUGGUACUACGAUUUGAUGUCGUUUAUAACACAGUCAGAUGGUGACGGAAAAGAUAGUACGCUUGACGAAAAUAAUCUGAAAUUGGAAAGUUAUAAUAGCACAGUAGAUAGUGAUGAUGAUCAUGAUGAUGAUGGUAGUGAUUAUGAAAGAGAAUAUAAUGUAUCGCCGUCAUCGCUUUUACAGUCUUUUUCUGGUUUAGAAAAUCCGAAAAUAGAAAUUUUGGCAGAGAGUAAGGCUGACCCACUAUCUUCGACAAAUUCAUGCUACACUGCUAAACGUCAAAAGAAAAGAUUACCUAAGGAGAGCAGUGAAAUUGAAGCAAAAAAACAGCGUGUAUUGGAUUUAGCCUAUGACGCCUUGGCUAAUGACACAAAUGACGAAAUAACCGAAAAUGAGUGUACACUUGCAGGAAAACGGAUAGGUUACCAACUACAAAGAGUGGAAGAACGUCAAAGAAUUAUUGCCGAAAAACUGAUCUCUGACGUAAUGUUUUAUGCUAGGAUGGGAAGACUCCAAGAAAACGCUACUGUAUAUUGCAGUAAUCCAUCUGCUCUAAAUAUUUGCAAUAAUUCCUCCUCAUAUCAACAUCCAUCAAAUUCUUUAUCAUAAUCGAAUAAUAUAAUCUAACAUCCAGAUAUAGCCUAACAUUGGCAAAAUACAUCUGCAACACCACAGAAACACUCCACAUACUUCAUUCAAUUUUGUAUCGUAUAAAAAUAAAUAUUAUGUUCUCGA